AUGAACGUACUCGAGGAGCCUUCGUUCCGCUUCUUUGCGUGGCUUUUCCUCUACGACUGGGUCGUCGGCGUCCGCGAAGUCGUCUCGUUCCAAGGCGAUGCUGACCACCUCACACUCAUCACAGACAUGCAGUCGCCGCUGCUGCAAGCGACACAACCUUGGCAAGUCCCAAGCAACAUUGCGCAGUAUUUACGAGCGGGUGUUCUCUACGUUACGGGCGUCAUGAUUGCAAUUGCUGGCCUCGCCUUCGUCUACAUCAUAGCUGGUCGCGGUCAUUUCGAAGGCCUCAACAUGCUCGAGCUCGGCCGUGUCGGCGGCAUUGUCUGGGUCGGAAGGCCAUUUUUACUUCUCCGGAGUGUCACGGCCAUGGUGUUGCAGAAUUCAGGUUCUUUAAGUCACUUUGCAACGGUCCACGAUCCGUGGUACAAGACGCUACUGGCGGCCAAUGAAGUCACGUGGCUGAUUACGAUUGUCAACGACAUCUUAUUGGUCGCCACGGGACCGUAUGCAGCGCACUAUGUCGUUCUCAACGGUGUGCUGGUGUGGAUCGUCGCUGCGGUCGUAUCGAUUUGGGCGCCCGUGACGGCCACGCUCUCGGUGAACCUGACGUGCGAGGUCGAGGCGGUCGACUACCAAGUGCUCUGCACCGCGGGCACGAUUGCCAUUGGCCAUCUUGGCCGCAUGGCGCUCUUGAUGGGACUGGUCCUCGUCGCCCAUGGUAUCUGCUACGUCGUCGUCAGAAGCUACCACCUUCGCGCGUCGGCGACGGGUGUCACGUCACUGUUUCUCACGUCGGGCGCCAAGUAUUUGUUUACGCAAUCGCCAUGGAUGCACAAUAAUGUCUAUUACAUGGACCGUGCGUCGGCGGCACUCGUUGGGCUCUUAACACUGCGACUCGGUGCCGAGAUGGUCGUGUUCGACAUCAAACUCUGGCGCGUGUUUCUCCUCCCGAUGCCCCCCAAGACGAGCCUGCCGCAAGCGCUCGUCGUCGCGACACCACUCCGCGACGAUGCGUUGCGAUAA
Messenger RNA from Saprolegnia parasitica CBS 223.65, 1023 nucleotides. RefSeq lists its product as hypothetical. Bases 1 to 1023 code for a protein of 340 amino acids. The record is from RefSeq and is a predicted model, not a curated record. NCBI's taxonomy places the organism in Eukaryota, Oomycota, Saprolegniomycetes, Saprolegniales, Saprolegniaceae. The transcript has 2 exons.